CCAAACUGGCCACACUGCUGCCUCAACAACAAAAUAACCUCUUCAUUUCACUUUGUUUUGUGCCGCCGUGAAAUUCAGCAAGCAGCAGCAGCAGCAGCAGCUGCAUCAGCAUCAGCAUCUGUCCGCGAAUUAGAUAAUACAGCCGGUAACAGCGGGGAUUCGCAACAGAACCCAGCGGAAGCUGCGCCACUGCCAUAGUUCCGGGAUUGAAGGGCGGCGCAGCAAGAGCGCGGAGUCGCAAUUGGCUCUGGAAUCACCACGAGACGAGACGGAAACUGAUAAAAACACCGCGAGGAGCACGGCAGACAAACUCCACAGAUUGCUAGAAGAGACUCUCAACGAACUGCAGCGCCGAUGCCCAGGAACAGUUGCCAUCUGACGACGUUGGACACUGAGAACAAGCGGCCGAGCGCCAGGGAAUGGGCGAGCGCGUCAUCUACCACGAGCUGGCCGCCGUGCACCAUCACCAUCAUCCCCACCCACACCAACACCAUCAGCAGCAAUCGCCGCACUCGCAGGCGCUUUUCCAUCAUCCCCAGCCACAGCAGCGUCGGCCAAAGCAGGGAAUGGCGGCCAUGCCGGCGUUGGCCAGUCCGAGCCAUGUCUAUGCCAAUGCGAAUGGCGCGGCGGCCUGGAGGGGAGCGCGUCAGCAGCAGUACUACCCUAAUACCAUUAGUACGGGACACGGGCCUGGCCCCACUGGCGCCGCUGCAAUGAAGCAGCUGCAAGCCAAGCAGUUGGCUAACUCGGAACAGCAACAGCAGCAGCCGCCGGUGGCUAGCGAAGUAAGUGUAGGGGCGACGGACACACUGCCCACCACGCCCAGAUCGGGUCAGAUAAAGCCACCGCGCAACAAGAGCGAAGAGGCCAUUGCCGAUCUUCUUGUGCGCAUUCCGGAUGUGGGCCAGCUAUUCGAUGUGCACAGUCGCAUCGGGAAUGGUACCUUCAGCACUGUGCUCUUGGCCACAAUGCGACGGGAGGCGAAUCUACCGGAGAGCCUGCGGCGAAAGUUUGCCAUCAAACAUCACAUACCCACUAGCCAUCCGGAUCGGAUAAUGAAGGAGCUGCAGUGCAUGACCAAAAUGGGGGGCACGGAGAACGUCGUGGGCAUCCACUGCUGUCUGCGCUGCGACGCCUCCGCCGCCUUCGUGAUGCCCUACAUGCCGCACGACCGUUUCCAUGACUUUUACACGCGGAUGGACGUGCCAGAGAUCCGGCUGUACAUGCGCAAUCUGCUGGUGGCCCUGCGGCAUGUCCACAAGUUCGAUGUCAUCCACCGCGACGUGAAACCCAGCAACUUCCUGUACAACCGGCGACGGCGCGAAUUCCUUCUUGUCGAUUUUGGCCUGGCCCAGCAUGCGAAUCCGCCGGUUAUGGGCGCCAUAGCUAAUCCAGGAGUUAACUACAACAACAACAACAACAGCAAGCGGCCACGGGAACGGGAAACGGAGGCAGUGCAGGCAAAUGUCCAAGCGGACGCCGGUUUGGGUGGCGCUGUGAAACGGAUGCGACUACACGAGGAGGGCACCAAGAUGCCAUUGAAGCCGGUCAACGAGAUUGCUCAAGGAGAGGCGCAGCCCGCCGAUGGAUCGAAUCCCAGCCAGCAGCCGACCACGAUGCUGCAGCAGCAGCCGCAACAGCCGCAGCAGGUGCCGCAGCAGGAUCAAUCCACAGCUUCAACUCCGGCCUCCGGCAGCAAGUACAACACGAACAGGAGCGCAUCGGGAGCAUCUGCCAAUAGUUCCAAGUGCUUCUGCUUUGCCAAUCCGUCCGUGUGCCUCAACUGUCUGAUGAAGAAGGAGGUGCACGCCUCUCGGGCUGGGACACCGGGCUAUCGGCCGCCAGAGGUGCUACUCAAGUAUCCGGACCAGACCACAGCCGUGGAUGUGUGGGCAGCUGGCGUGAUCUUUUUGUCCAUCAUGUCCUCGGUGUAUCCGUUCUUCAAGGCGCCCAACGAUUUCAUUGCCCUGGCCGAAAUCGUAACCAUAUUCGGUGACCAGGCCAUCCGAAAGACGGCCUUGGCCCUCGACCGUAUGAUCACGCUCAGCCAGCGGUCGAGGCCUCUAAAUCUGCGCAAGCUGUGCCUGCGCUUCCGCCACCGAACCGUUUUCAGUGACGCCAAGCUGCUCAAGAGCCACGAGUCCGCCGACGGACGGUGCGAGGUGUGCCGCAACUGUGACCAGUACUUCUUCAACUGCCUGUGCGACGACAGCGAGUAUGUGACGGAGCCACUGGACGCCUACGAAUGCUUUCCGGCCAGCGCCUACGAUCUGUUGCACCGCCUGCUGGAGGUUAAUCCCCACAAGCGUAUCACUGCCGCCGAGGCACUGCAGCAUCCGUUUUUCACAGAGGCCGCCGAGGAGGUGGCCGAGCAGCCGCGAAAGGUGCGACGCCAGCGUCAUCACAAGCAGAUGGUCACAUCGGAGCAGCAGCAGGCAGAUCUGGAGCUCCAGCAGCAGACCGCGAUCAACAACAAAUUAUUGAACUAGUCCUCAUACACCCCAGUCUCGUCAUUUGUAUAUAGAUAAGGCACAUAUCACCACUGUAUAGAGGUUUACGCCGAUGGUUAAAGGCAUCGGCGGCGGCGUAGAGGUCAAAAUGACUCGGCGGCGGCGGCGUAGUAGUCAG
This is a messenger RNA of Drosophila kikkawai, 2628 nucleotides long. RefSeq names its product Cdc7 kinase (gene Cdc7). The record is from RefSeq and is a predicted model, not a curated record. NCBI's taxonomy places the organism in Eukaryota, Metazoa, Arthropoda, Insecta, Diptera, Drosophilidae. Gene Ontology annotation, biological process: mitotic DNA damage checkpoint signaling; protein phosphorylation. Gene Ontology annotation, cellular component: nucleus. Gene Ontology annotation, molecular function: protein serine/threonine kinase activity; ATP binding.